Molecule: messenger RNA, 1965 nt
Organism: Drosophila busckii
Lineage: Eukaryota; Metazoa; Arthropoda; Insecta; Diptera; Drosophilidae
Gene: Rim2
Product: mitochondrial carrier protein Rim2
Exons: 7
Coding region: 644-1738 (364 amino acids)
Biological process (GO): pyrimidine nucleotide import into mitochondrion; mitochondrial transport
Cellular component (GO): mitochondrion; mitochondrial membrane
Molecular function (GO): pyrimidine nucleotide transmembrane transporter activity
Source: RefSeq, a predicted model, not a curated record
CUGAACAGACGUGUGCGCUACUACUUUAUAUUGAAACAUAAAUUAAUUGUUUUUAUUAUAAGUUUCGUUAUCAACGAGUGGAGUAAAAUCAUAAAAAUCAAACUAAUAAUAGCCACAAGGCAAUAUGUUUAUUAUUUAUGUGUUUGCUCAAUAGAACGGCAGACGUCGCGACGGUUGAUUCUUUUCGCUUAAAGCUCUAAUUUUGCCGAAUAAAAAGCACAAAAAGACACAAGUUUUAAUAAAAAACAGUCAGACAAAUUAUUAAAAGUGUAAAUUUUAACGAAAAAACUACGUAUUUUAGUGUUUAUUGUGUUUGAUAAGAAUUUCGUGAUUUCUUGUACAUAAUUGUAGUUGCAUAACCUGUGGCCAUAGUAAUUGUAACAAGCGCCAAAAAAACAAAAUUAACGCCAGACGGCGGCAAUUAACAACAACAAAAUUAAAUUUGGUUUAACGCUACAAAACAAAGCCAAAACAAGAGCUAAAGUAAAAAUUCCAUUACGGUUAGCGGCUCUUGCCGCCGGGUAACGAAGCCCCCUGCCGGUCCAAAGGCCAAGUGCGACGUUUUUUCGCCCCAACUCCAAAACACUUGCUGCUGCUGCUGCCGAAGAAGGAAAAAUAAAAAUAUAGAGACAGCAACUCGAUAAUGUCCCAAAAUCGUGAUACUUUAAUACACUUGCUAGCCGGCGGCUCCGCUGGCACUGUUGGCGCUGUGGUAACAUGUCCUCUUGAAGUGGUGAAGACGCGUCUACAAAGCUCGACGGCAUUUUUAACGCCGGCUGCGCGCAUUGUUGAACCCGCUGGCGGGCCAUCAAAUGGUGGCGCCUCCGAGUUAUUGCGGCCGGAACAACGACGUAAGCUAAGCACAACGAUAUUACGUAACAGAUCACAGCCACAGGUGAUUGGGGGUGUGCGUAGGAUCAUGGCAAUUUCGCAUUGUGGCAUCUCAUCAAGCAGCACAAAGUCCAUGAGCAUUGUCCAGUGCCUGCGGCAUAUUGUACAAAAUGAAGGUCCACGCGCAUUAUUCAAGGGUCUGGGUCCUAAUCUGGUGGGCGUGGCGCCCUCACGUGCCAUUUAUUUUUGCACCUACUCACAAACAAAGAAUACGCUCAACAAUUUGGGCUUGGUUGAGCGCGACUCUCCUCUAGUGCAUAUUAUGAGCGCUGCUAGCGCUGGCUUUGUUGCAUCCACUGCAACGAAUCCCAUUUGGUUUGUCAAGACGCGCAUGCAGCUGGACUACAAUUCCAAGGUGCAGAUGACAGUGCGGCAGUGCAUCGAGCGUGUUUAUGCGCAAGGCGGCAUUGCUGCCUUUUAUAAAGGCAUCACAGCUAGUUAUUUUGGCAUCUGCGAGACUAUGGUGCACUUUGUUAUAUAUGAGUUUAUUAAAUCCAAACUGUUGGAGCAGCGCAAUCAGCGGCAUACGGACGAAAAGAGUUCACGUGAUUUUGUCGAGUUCAUGAUGGCUGGCGCUGUAUCGAAGACUAUAGCUUCCUGCAUUGCGUAUCCACAUGAAGUGGCACGCACUCGGCUGCGCGAGGAGGGCAACAAAUAUAAUACGUUCUGGCAGACGCUGCAUACUGUGUGGAAGGAAGAGGGACGCGCUGGACUGUAUAGAGGCUUGGCCACGCAGCUGGUGCGACAGAUUCCCAACACAGCCAUCAUGAUGGCCACCUAUGAGGCAGUGGUGUAUGUGCUAACGCGACGCUUUAACAACAAAUCGAAUGAGUUUUACGAUUUCUAAGCCAUAGCGGCGCUAUAUACAUCUUUAUCCUGCCCCCCGCCAUCCCUGCAACUGCGGACUAGUUAACAAGCAAGGAAAUUUAAUCUGUGCAUAUGUAGCGAGUAGCAAACUGCUGCAAUUUAUUGUGUAAAUUGUUUUUUUUUCUCUAGACGAUUUAACCAACGAGCGCAAAUUUUGAAUUGUUUAUCAUUUGGUUAAUUAGCUACUAAGGCAACGAACUCGAGAGA